Galleria mellonella (greater wax moth) is the source of this 3002-nucleotide messenger RNA. RefSeq lists its product as uncharacterized. Gene Ontology annotation, biological process: positive regulation of double-strand break repair. Bases 231 to 2189 code for a protein of 652 amino acids. The record is from RefSeq and is a predicted model, not a curated record. NCBI's taxonomy places the organism in Eukaryota, Metazoa, Arthropoda, Insecta, Lepidoptera, Pyralidae. Gene Ontology annotation, molecular function: zinc ion binding. Gene Ontology annotation, cellular component: nucleus. The transcript is spliced from 8 exons.
GACUGACAUCCAAUUGACAGCUUUCCAGUGUGUAUGCCUUUUAUCACAAAGAAUCAACCGUUAAGUUUUAUCUUUCAAAUGAGUUUUGCUGUUUUUCGUUCGUUUCUUCAUCUGUUUGUCGAAUUUAUUUAGUUACUUCAAACUCUUAUGCAAUAUAUUCAUUGCUGAUGUACUAAAAGGUAUUAUGUUGACUCAGUAAUUGUACUGACGCAUAUAAAAAGCAGUCAGAAAUGGAUAACCCAUUCCAUAAAUGUAGAUUGUGUUUAAAACUUGGAGAUUUUUGUUCUAUUUACGAACAAGAUGACACAAUAAAGUUGUCUGAAAUGGUUAUGUCUUUCACUAAUAUUCAGAUUUAUGAAGGAGAUGGAUUCUCAGAUCGUGUAUGUAGUACAUGCAUAGAGAAUCUGAGCACUGCAUAUUUGUUCAAGUUACAAUGCGAACGGAUAGAUAAUCUGCUAAGGAAAGCUCCUGAAUCACACAUUAUCAAGAACUCGAAUAAUGAUUACAAUGAUUUAUUUAGUACAGAAUUCCAUAUGCAUGAAAUAUUUGGCUCUGUUGAGGGAGAAAAUGACCAAAACAGUGUUAAAGACAAAAAUACUGAGAUGCUACAACGAAAUAGUCUAGAAGUAAGUGAUGAGACUGAUAGUGAUGUUGAUUCAAUUAAAUGUGUUUAUUGCAAUGAGUCUUAUAGCAAUUUUGGAGGGCAUACUUGUCAUGUCAAGUGCACCAUUGAAAACAUUGGACUGCCACGCUCCAGCAGUAGUGAGACAUUGGUGGCCUCUGACUUAGACUGUGUCACUACACCUACUGAGGUUUAUGUAUCUUGCAUCCUAUGCGAUGAUAGAUACAACCAAUAUGAUGACUAUGUUAUACAUCUAAACAAGUGUACUACCAAUGUAAAGGUGCGCCAUUUUGUAUGCCCCAUAUGUCACGAGAUUUUUACAGACAAAUUGGCAUAUUUAGAGCAUUUGAAAGUCAAUCAUUUUAAAGUAGAGAAGCAAGCCGUAGAACCAGGUUUUACAGAUCCAGGAACAGAUUGUGUGGAUAGCGUUCCUAUAUAUGCUCAAACUAGGAAACCAAAGAUAGUCCGCCGCCAGAUAGGUUGGUCUAUUGAGGAUAUUUAUCAAGAAAUUGACUGUAAUAAAAUCGAAGAAAAGCAAACGCCUACAUCCAGUCCAAUUAAAUCUUUCUUUUCCAAAUUGGGGAAUGACACUUUCAGCAGACAAAGCACCCCAAAGAAAGUCAGCUUCCGUCAAUUUAUUGAAAAUAGCAAAGCGAAAACCUCAAAUUACCUGCCGUUUCGGAAGUAUUUACAGAGUUACAGACAAAAAAAGAAGUCUAGUUAUAGUCCUAUUGGAGGCAAAAUGCAAGUGACUAGUAAAAUAAGAGCUUCUUUACCAGAACCAAUAUCAGAUAGCGAUUAUGGAUCACCGAGUGGCACUUCUGAAGAGUCAUGGAAAAUGAAGCAGAAUUUGAUAUGUGCAUGUGAUAAAAAGGUGUUUAUGCUAUCGGAAUUUAUUAAUGAUCGUGACAGAAUCGUUUCAAUGAUUAAUGAAUUAGGUGGUGUUGUUGCUGAAAACACUAAAAUGGAAAUGUUGGCUACACACUACAUUGCAGUGUUGCCAAACGACACAUUCACGGGGAUGAUGGUGUGUGCUCUCGCCACGGGCAAAUGGCUAUUGCACGUUAGCUAUAUUUAUGACAGUUUCCGUUGUAAAAAGUUUAUGAGAGAAAAUAUUUAUGAGUGGAUGAAACAUCCAAAAAUAUUAGAAUUGGACAACACGAGUGUUGAAAUCGCUAAGGCAGCUGUUUUCUGGCAUUUGGAAUUACAAGCACUAAGUGCAAAAUUCCCCUUUGAAGGCAAACAGAUAGUGCUCAUAAUGAAGAAGAAGUAUAGGCAAUAUUACAAUAUGAUAUUUAGAACACUCAAAGCAAAACCAGUAACAUACGAUCCAAGGACUCCAGGCAGUUGUUGCACUGCAGAUUAUUGUUUUGUUGACAUGAAAGUUAUCGAACGGGUUAAAUUAAGAUUUUUUGCUCGUCACAAUGUUCCCGUGUUUCCUUAUCAAUACAUACUAGUAUAUCUUUUGAAAAAGGGACGCGUAGAUGACGAACACAAAUACUUGUUGCAAGAUUGCAAGAGAUUUAUGUCUCGAGACACAUUCGACUUUUUAAAUAAUACAUAUUAAUGUAUUUUUUCAUUCACUGUUCUUUUAGAGACAUAGUCUUGCCACAAUAUAUAUCUUAUCUUGUUUCCAGUUUAAAAUCAUAGAUAUUAUAAGAUUUUAUUUGCGUAUGUUUUAUGUGUAAAUUGUAAAUACAAUAAAUAUAUGAAAAUCAGUACAUACAGCUAAAACACAAUUUGAUAUUUACUGCACAUUAGAGAGAUUUAUAUCAAUUAAAAAUUUAAUUUUUCAACAUUCCGCCUAUGUACUCAGUCAAUGCUCAUAAUUAGUAUAAAGCACUCAUGCUACAAUGAGGCCAAUUCUGGGGUGUCAUUUCUCUUAAUUUAUCUCUUAACAUAAUAUUUUAUUUUAAUAGUUUCACAAAAUUACUAUUCAUAAAUUAAAAUUAUAAUAAUUUUUAUUCAAAUCUAUAAGAAAAUUAAUUCUUAUUGAUCCUUACAGUAAAAACUUCAAACCAAAUUUAUUAUUAUUAAAUUGAAACUUUAGUUUCAGAGAUAGAUUUAGAGAAAUAAUUGCUUAUAAUUGACUCCAUUGUUUGAUAAACAGUGCAAAACUCGUUUAUAAUUAUAGGGAAACAAAUUGUUUCUUGUCAAAAUUCAGUUCUGGAUAUUUUGAUCCCAGUGGAAUGGUUAUCUCCUAAGUCUAAUGUUUAAUAUUAAAAGCAUAUAGCUAUGCAUUGUACUGACAUUGUGACAAGACUUAUAGGUAGUAAUAAAAUACAUAUAUACUUUACAUUAUUAAAAGUAAGCAAAUGACAUAUUAUAUUGUUAUAUUAUUUUUCGUUGUAGAAGGUGCUGGGGAAAUUUUAAAUUUUAU